Mercenaria mercenaria is the source of this 703-nucleotide messenger RNA. RefSeq names its product CUB and zona pellucida-like domain-containing protein 1. Bases 71 to 703 code for a protein of 210 amino acids. NCBI's taxonomy places the organism in Eukaryota, Metazoa, Mollusca, Bivalvia, Venerida, Veneridae. The transcript is spliced from 4 exons. The record is from RefSeq and is a predicted model, not a curated record.
GAUAUAUGACAAUCUUUAGUAAUAAUUCUACGUUUGAAAUAUAAACAAUGUCUUAAACGGCUGUUUAAUUAUGUUACAGGUAAAUGAAGGUAAUAUAAUAUACAAUAACCAGUUGGUGUAUCCUGAAGCUACAGAACCAUUUCCAGUCGCUGUACGCGGUUAUCGGUGGACGGUAGAGCUUGAGUGUGAUGUGGCGCGGACAGAUACACUCGCUAACAGCUUCCAUCCAAACCGAACAGUUGUCCACCACAACCCACAUAAAACCAGCUCUACACAUUACAGUUCCGAGGUGAAAUUCUCUGAUGGAACGUUUUUCAAAGAAAUUCAUGGAAAUCCCCUUUCAUUAAAGACGGGUGAAGAUGUAUAUGUGAUGGUAAAGAUGACAUCAGACGAUGUAAACAUCAAGAUGAGAGUUGAUAGUUGCUACACAAAACCAGAUCCAAAUGCCGGCCCAGCUCUAACGUUUCCACUUAUUCAAAAUGGGUGUGUUGUUGGUACAUAUACGAGACUCUUGUCCCAAGGAAACCACGAGACGAGAUUCGUCUUUACAGCGUUCGAGUUUCCUCAAAGUCGAGACGCAGUUUGUGUUUAUUGUAAUGCGACUUAUUGUGAUUUUACAGACAGCAGUAAUAAAUGUACCCAAAUAUGUCAUGGUACACCGACUAUUGUUGGUCGUGCCAUUGGCUCAUGGGGAUACUACUAG